This is a messenger RNA of Sphaeroforma arctica JP610, 1012 nucleotides long. RefSeq lists its product as hypothetical. Gene Ontology annotation, cellular component: nucleus. The record is from RefSeq and is a predicted model, not a curated record. The transcript has 2 exons. NCBI's taxonomy places the organism in Eukaryota, Ichthyosporea, Ichthyophonida. Gene Ontology annotation, biological process: regulation of transcription by RNA polymerase II. Bases 105 to 767 code for a protein of 220 amino acids. Gene Ontology annotation, molecular function: RNA polymerase II cis-regulatory region sequence-specific DNA binding; DNA-binding transcription factor activity, RNA polymerase II-specific.
AUUUCAUAGCCCUCCUGUAAGCGAUGUCCCAUAUUUACAAAUAAAAUUGCAUUGACAUAUUUUCACGUAGAUAUGUCUCAUUUCAGUACCAACAACAUUUAAUUAUGUCAUUUUCCGUAGCGCUCGGUGCUUUGAAGCGAAUCGCCAGCACCACUAUACGCACCCGAACCCUAAUGCUGACACCUACGUUUAAAGCGAAGUCAAAAUAUGCCGUACAUAAUCUAUCUAGCCUCAGGCCUGAGCUGCCGAUGUUUGCGAGGUUCCGUUCCGCAAACAGUUUAUCGGUUCGUGCUAUUGGUUCGACAUCUGCCACAGUGAAGCCAUACGCUUGUGAGUGGCCCAACUGUGGCCAGACAUCUGCCAGUGCUGCCAAUCUGAAAGUACAUAUGCGUGUGCACACGGGCGAACGUCCCUAUGCGUGUGACUAUCCUGGGUGUGGCAUGGAAUUUACUACAAAAGGUAAUUUGAAUAGUCACAAACGCGUGCACACGGGCGAACGUCCCUAUGCGUGUGACUAUCCUGGGUGUAGCAUGGAGUUUACUACAAAAGGUAAUUUGAAAUGUCACAAACGCGUGCACACGGGCGAAUGUCCAUAUGCAUGUGACUAUCCUGGUUGUGGCAUGGAGUUUGCACAAAGUAAUAGUUUGAGAAGACACAAACGCGUGCACACGGGCGAACGUCCCUAUGCAUGUGACUAUCCGGGGUGUGGCAUGGACUUUACUCGAAGAGAGCAUUUAAAAACACACAAACGCGUUCACAUUGGCUAGCACGACUCACUCCACUGAUUAAACAUAAGGCGCUGCAUAGGUGGGGCUAUUCAAUACAUACACGCGACUUUGUUUGUUGCCAUAACACAUUGAUUCUAAAGGUAUUUAUUGGCAUACAUGCCGUUGUAGCAAUGCACGAUUUAUAGACUGUAUAUAUAGUCGUACACUAUUUAUGUAUUCUAUUCACUGUAUUUAUAGACUGUAAAUAUUGUCAUACACUCUAUAAAUAGCCACCCAAAUCAGAC